This is a messenger RNA of Xyrichtys novacula (pearly razorfish), 29605 nucleotides long. The record is from the annotation of a GenBank genome assembly. NCBI's taxonomy places the organism in Eukaryota, Metazoa, Chordata, Actinopteri, Labriformes, Labridae.
AAAGAUACAACUGCACAUUUUUUUAGGACAGUGUGUUAAGUUAUAUUAAAAUUACAUCUGUACUGCUGCGGUCCUGCCUCCUGCUGCUCCGCCAUGGUGCGCGCUGCUGUGGCCGGCCGGCGUUCGCAACGCAUUUAAAGAGGCAGAGCAGCUGGUGGCGCUAGCAUCACAUGCGCUUCUACAACUUUUAAGAGGACGAAGAAGAAGUCCGCGGUGCAUUUUGGGUCAGUAGCAUGCCCGUAGGAUGCACCGCGACCAUCCUACAAUGUGGGCGUGUCUAGUAUCUGAAGUAGCAUACUCGCUCCGGUGGCCAAUUCGGACAUGCUACAUACUACUUCGACUACUACUUGGCAAUUUGGACGCAGCAACAACAGCCUGUAUCGCUAGCUGGUGACCUUUAACCCGCCUCUGCUCUGUUUACCUCCACAGCGCCCCCUCCGGCGAGCUGAAACUUUCCCAGCUGCUGCUGCUGUUGUUCUUCCUGGUUUGUCCGAAGAAGUGCCCCCUAAGUGCUCCCUCUGCUCCCAUCCUGCCUCCUCGUUCACCUCCUCCCCUCUCUUCCCCUCUGCUUCAUCACACGGACUUAUCGCUGAACCUCAACGGGACUCCCUGCUCUCAGUGUCCGGGAAACGGCGCAGGGAGCUGCGUAGAGUUCACACGGGAGUCGGUGUUGGUCUGGUUCUCCUGAUGGAUUUUACGUAGACUGUUUGUCCUCUCUGGUGCUAAUGCUAAUUAGCCGUCUUCGUUAACCAGGUUAGUGGAGCUGGAAGUUAAACCUUUAUCUGUGCCUGUUUUUAAAGCCAGUUUGGUUAACUCGGUUACAACUAAAGGUGCUAAUUAACAGAGUAGCUAGCUCCGGCUAACGCUGUGUUUAAAUGUAGCUCGGGUUUGUUCUCCCUGUGUGUCAUUUGGGAUGAACCCAGCUGUAAAUCACGAGUCUGGUGAGUUCAGCUUAGUUAAAGUGUCCCUUUAGUUUACUUCAGCUGGUUUUGUUUCAGUUUAGGCUUAAACCGGCCUAUCUGCGGUCUUAAACCUAGUUUAAAUAGCGACCGGUUUAAAUAAGGAGUGGUUUAUCGGAUCUAGAGACAGGUGUUCACAGUUUACGCUCAGUUCUGGAUCACAGGGGUGCUGAAAGGUGUUUAUUGCCCUGUACUGAAUGGGGUUCUGAAUGUAGUCUGGUCCGAAUGACGGAGACUUGAACCUGGAGCUGAGUGGUUCGGUUUAAAUUAACUCCGUUUAAAAUACACUGAAGUAUACUUCACAUCUUGAUUUAACCGUAGUCGUUUCAUACCGGAUUUGAGUUAACUUUGACCUUAAAUCAGUCAGGUCUGGGCUGUCAUUCAGGGGGUCAAGCGAGAUCCAAAGUGUCCCUAUCAGUGUGUUUUUCUCAUAGUUUAGCUUGUGACUCAAUGUUUUGGACAAGUUGUUCAACGUAGCUGGGUCCUGCCUGGUUGAUUUCAUCCGCCCCUUCCACUAGUGUAUUUCUCCUGUAGUGAACUGGUUCUGAGUGAAACCAGGUCACCAGAGUCUCUGGCUAAAGUGUCCUUCGUGUAGUUGAAUCUUUUGAUUAAGUUAUGGUGGUUUGUACGUGGUCUGGUCUUUGAUAGCUCUUGGUUUAAAUACAGUCUGAUAGACUGAUCAUGUGGUUCUGGGUCUGAGCCUGGUCCUCUGAUGUUAGUGUGGGUCUAAGCAAGGUGUGGUCUCAGGUUAAACUCAGGAUGGCAGAACUCCAUCAGACUCCCACCUCGCUGUGCUGCUGUCGUAAAUCCCUGCCAGUCUCAGGAUGUGUCAGGGACGCCGGCCGGCCCUUGGUGGCUCCAGGUCCUGGCCCCUCACAUGGCCCCCUGGUGGAUGUGGCCUCAGCGUCUAACUUCCACUGCUACAAGCUGCGACACUUCCACCUAGACCUGCGGAUCAACUUUGCUGUGAAGGAGAUGACGGGCUGGCUGGUUCUGGACCUGAUCCCGGUCCAGCCUGGAGUCCAAACACUGAUCAUGGACUCCCACCCAUCCCUUCUCAUCCAGUCCAUUGACUGUAAGGUUCCUGGGGCUGCUCAGGAGGAGCCCGUCUCCCUGACAUAUAGGGUAGACCCAUUCACAGACUACGGCUCGUCUCUAAACAUCAGCCUGCCCUCAGCAGCCAUCAAACCGGGUCAGCUGAUCCAGAUAACUGUCCACUACACCACCACAGAUGGACCAGCAGUAAGGAAACCAGAACAACAGGAUUGAUUGAUUGGUGUCUAAAUCCUACUGAUAAUAAUCUGUUCCUUCAAAUGAACAGAUUAUUAAUGGAUUAUAAUAUCAAGUGUAAUAACAGAUGAUAUUGUGAUUAAAGAGUCAAUGACGUAUAAGGUUUUUCAACAUGCCAGUUUUAAAAUACCAAAAAUAAGAAUAUCUUUUGCAACAGUUCAAACACUAAGGAUGUUAUGUAUACAAAAAUUAAAGUUUAAUUUUUAAAUUAGGCAAUUUUAGUGUUUUUUCAUAUAGAUGAAUUGCCUGUGGCCUUAAAAAAUGUCAUGUGGUGCAACCAUCAUUUAUCUCAAAAUUAUUACAUUUUUUCAACAUACUCCAUAGUUUUUUACAAAUUGUCAGUAAUAUCAAGCACAUAGGAACAAAGCCUUUGCAUUUUAUUUGAGUUUUUGUGAAUAAUGAUCUCAUAUAUUAGCUCUAUAAUGUCACAGUCGCUAUAUCAAAUGUAGUUAACUGACUACAUUUUUCUUUAAAUUGCAUAAUACUGAUAAAAAUGUUUUGAAACUACCUUUCAUGUAAGCAUAUUGUAUCAGGUAUUAAUGUCUCAGUUACAGAAAUUAGAUAUUUUAGUUUGUAUUUGAUAUAAUUAAUGUUAUUAUUGGUCGCACCACAUGAUUGGUGGUCGCGCCAAAUGACCUGAAGACCUUGUAUCAUUAAAAAUCAAUUUAAAGAGACCUAUGAACAAUUAAUUUCAUGCAAAUUUUAUAUUAAAACCAAAUUUUAUUAACAUUUCAAACAUGAACGCGAACAUUUUAUUUCCCUUUUUUACAAAAAUUUAACUCUGUGUGUGUUUGUGUAUGUGGUCCAGAGGCCUGCACUUUGAAGCUGGAUUAACACACCCAGGAUAACUCUGCCACAACUCUCUAAACUUCACCAGAUCUCCGUAACCCCAAUCAGCUGUACUACGAGGCAGGAUAUCAACUCGCUAACUAAAUUCAGUUGUGGUCAGUCUAGAUCUGUGCGCGCACACGUAAAGGGGGUGGGGUCAGUGCCACCGGACCAAUCUCCACAAUGAAGAAGGCUGCACGUCAUAUUUCACAGCCGAGGAACAGAGCAUCGUUUUACGCUAAUACGAGGAGUACCGCAACAUUAUAUCAGUGAGGAGCAGGACAGCUGCAGCCGCUAAAAGCCGGAGGGACUGCUGGCAAAAAAAAUCAUCGAUCGUGUAAAUUACAUUUGUGCGUUCAUAAAUUUAUGGCCCCCUAAUAUGUUGUCAUGCAGCGUGUGUGAUUACCUCCAUCAUUGACCUCAUUAUUUCAGAUACAACAGCAGUGGGGAAAAGAGUAAGUGGGAGCAAAUAAAAAUAAAUCUAAAAAUAUCCGUCAAAGUGGUUAGCUGGUUUACUGGAGGAUUUUAUUUGUACAUAUUUCAACGCGUUAACAGUGAUUUCCUCACACUGCCUAUUUUUCUUUUUUCUCCAUCAUCUGAUGGUCACAUGUCAUCUGCAGACACAUUUGGGGUUAAGAGGAGUUUUCUAAUCUGCUUCAAUAAAUUCUGAAUGAUGACUGAUAUGCCGCAUGAAACUUGAACCUGGAGCUUGGCAAAUAUUAGUGUAUUGCUUCCAUUUCAUGUUACCUGACUAUUGAGGCCGUCUGAGGAAAACCUGUAACGUUCAUAGAGAACGGCAUCAGGUAAAUCAAACGAAUUUGAACGAUCAAGAAUAUAACGCUCUCGGCGAAGCGCUCCUCUCACCAUCCGCGCAGCGAUGUCAACAAUCUUGGCCCAAUCUUUGACCAGCCCAGGCAUGAACAACAUGCUGCAGGGUCAGAGUUGACACGCUGCCUAUAGCGAGGGCUUUUAACUUUGCUCGGCAGUGGCAUCUGGUAAAAUAAAUUAAAAUGACUUAAAUUGAUACAUGAAAGUUAAUAAAUUGCUAACAACGGCAUAAAUACCUUAAGUGAAAUGGCAUGCUUUUAAUAUUUUUUUUCUUAUUUUGUACAGAGAUGACCUAUUCAUUAUUUCAGAAAUGUUAGCAAAAUGACUCAUCAAAUAACAAAAAAAAUUCAAAAUAAUACAAAAAAUUAAGUACUUAGUGUUUAUCAAUCAUCAAUUGAAUAUAAAAAGCAUAAAUACUGCCAAUCGAGGGCAUAUAUUUAUGAUGGAAAACAAUCUGCAGUGGUCGCACCACAUGAUAAUUGGUCGCACCGCAUGACAUUUCAAAUUCGGUCAAAUCUUACUGAUACAGGAUUAGUCACAUAAACAAAGCUCACUAGCUUCCCACAAAAGGUCACUAUGAAAUUUAUAAUCAAAAUACUUAUUUGUGGAAAUAACUUAAAUUAAUUGUUUUUUUUAGGUCAUACCACAUGACAUCGAAAAGUGGUAACACCAUUACAGCAGUUGAAAAGGUCUUUUUUUUUUUUUUUUUAAGAAAUGAGAGAACCACCAACCCGCUUUCUGCUUCCAUAGCUCUACGACAAAAUGGUGAAUGAUCCAACUUCCUGUCCUUGAGUAAAUUUCAGCAUAAAAGUGUCAAAAAUUGUCAUUUUUUGAUGGUCGCACCACAUGAUAUUUAAUGAAAUGGACACGAUCGGACAAAAUUCGUUUGUAUAUUAUGAAAAAAAAAUAAAUGCAAAAGCUUUGCAAUUUUGUACAGGAAUAAAAAACACUUUCAAAAUUAUGCCGAAUAUUGCAGAAACUAAAUUGUAAUAGAUUUAGAGUAAUUUCAAAGAAGUUUUCAAAACAUAAGUCAUGGCCGGAUGGUCGCACCACAUGAUAUUUUGACCCUUUGAAGUUCAGAAAAAUUACAAAAAACUCCUGAUUUUUGAAAAGUUGAAGUGGCUCCAUAUAUUAGAGAGAUACAUCAAAUAGAUAGUAUAUUUUUUUUUACAUUUAAAACUCUUUGUAACAUAAAGAAAAUACAGCCGGACAGAAUAUUGAGGCGUCACGUCAUUGACCCUAAAACUGAUUAAAACUUUUCCUGUUUCCUCAGAUUUAUCAGGUUAUAAUCUGGUUACAUUUUUUUUCAUCAGAUCAUCAAAUAAUAGUUACUAAUGGUCACUAAUUAUUAAUGAUAUAUUGAUUAUAACCUGAGGGUGGCCUGAUGAUAAACUCAUUAUGAUCUCAUAAUUUCCUAGAAAUGGCCUGAUUAUUGUUAUUGAUUUUAAUUUGCUCAUAGUCAGAUUAUCACCUUUUCUUGUCUUAAUAUUACAAAGUUAUUACCCUUUGUCACUACAUUAUAAUCUUAUAUAACUAUUACUGGUUACUUUGUGAUUUGUUUUUAAAUGAUUAAAAUACCCGAGAAUGACCUGAAAUUAUGUGGAAACUACCAGAUUAUAAAACACACAACACUUGGUUAUUACCUGCUCAUCAUCUUGUUAUUACUUAAUUGUUAAUCAGCUAUUAACUAACUUGAUUAUCUUUUGAUAGUUACCUGAUUUUAGCCUGAUUGUUGCCUCAUCAUGAUCAUUUCCUGGUUAUCACCUGAUUAUUUCUUAAUAGUCAUUCAGUCCUCGGUCAGGAACUCACUUUGCUCUUCUGCUUCAUUUGUGUGUGUGUGUGUGUGUGUGUGUGUGUGUGUGUGUGUGUGUGUAGAUUUGGUGGCUGGAUUCGGAGCUGACUUGUGGUCAGACUCGUCCUCUAGUCUUCACUCAGGGUCACUCGGUGUGUAACCGCUCGUUGUUCCCCUGCUUCGACACACCGGCUGUGAAGAGCACAUACACAGCUACAGUCAGGGUGAGUGAUGACCUCUGAUUUCUGAACUCUGCUCUGGUCACUGAGGUCCAUAUAUAUAUAUAUAUAUAUUUAUAUAUAAACACUAGCACACUGUUAACCAAUGGAGACUGUCCUCGCAUGGCGCCCAUCUUACCACAGGCAGCUCGCCCACUCAUAACAUCAGAGUCUACAGUACAUGUAGCAUUUAAAUAACCAUAGAUUGCUUAAUUUUACAUUUAUUUUUAAACAGUUUGGUUUGUUUUAAACCUCAGAGUUCCUGCAUUCUCAAGAAUAAUUUUUCCAUGGACUUUCAUAAAUAAACAUUAAGCAGAUAGGUAGAGCAAAAGCUAUAGGCCUACACAAACAAGGUAGUUUUAUUAAAUCAUUUACAUAUAAAACAUUUAAUCAUUCCAUGUAUGUUAUACUAGUAAUAUUUCUAUUAUAAUGAUAACUGUAAAAACACACAACAUUAUGUAUUUAUUUUUAAUAUAAAUAUCUGUCUCAUGAUGCCUUUUUGUAUAUACAUUCUGUGAGAUAUAUAUAUGAAAUUUCACCCUCACCCACCCUUGUGUCUCUUCAAGCUCGGGUCCUCUACCAGAGGCCUGGGUUUGAGGGUCCUGCCCAGUAUCUUAGCUAUUCUUAGGACUGCACUCUUCUGGAGUGAGAUGUCUGAUGUUUCCCCAGGGAUCUGUUGGAGCCACUUCUCCAGUGUGGGGGUUACUGUCCUGAGUGCCCCGAUGACCACAAGCACCAGCGUUGCCUUCUCCUUCCAGGCUUUCUCUAGCUCCUCUCGGUGCCCUUGAUACUUCUCUAGUUUCCAGUGUUCAUUCUUCCUGAUGUUGGCAUCAGUCCCACAGGAUCUUGGCUCGGUCAUUCUCCAUUACCCUGGGAGGUGCUUCCCAUUUUGACCUCGGGGUUUCCAGUCCCUAUUCUGCACAGAUGUUCCUGUACACUAUACCGGCUACUUGGUUAUGGCAUUUCAUGUAUGCUUUUCCGCUGUUAGCGGUUGGACUGUUUCAGAGCCCUCUUUGCACAGCCUGCACCUGGGAUCUUGCCUGGUAUGGUAGAUCUGGGCCGCUAUUGCUCUGGUGCUCAAGGCCUGUUCUUGUGCUGCCAUGAUUAGUGCCUCUGUGCUAUCCUUCAGUCCAGCCCUCUCCAGCCAUUGGUAGGAUUUGCUCUUAUCAGCCACCUCAGCUAUUUAUCAGUGGUACAUCCCUUGCAGGGGUUUUUCCUCCCAUGAUGGCUCCUCCAGUUCCUCCUUCCCUGUCAGUUUCCAUUGUCUGACACACUCACUAAGCACUCCAUGUCUUGGGGUCGUUCCCUCGGUACUCCUUUUAUUUUCCAUAUUCACAAACAACUUAAUCUCAAAUAAAUCUACUAUGGUUGUGUAUGCAGAUGAUGCCACUAUGUACAGUGCUGCAUCCAGUCUUAAGGAGUUAAACAAUACAUUAAAUAUUGAACUGAAAGCUGUAGCUGAUUGGGUUGCUGAGAGCAAACUAGUGCUGAACAUAGCCAAAACAUAAUGCAUGGUUUUAGGAUCCAGACAUAUGCUAGUCUGUGAUCCUCAACUGAGCCUGUCACUUGCCGAAAAGCAAGUGGAACAGGUAAGAAAAGCUAAGCUGCCUGGCAUCAUAUUAGACCCUAAACUAAAUUGGACUAAACACAUAGAUACUAUUGUGACAGAAAUUGGAAGGAGCAUUGCUAGAACUAGAAAAUGUUCAAAGUACAAAAAGAGAAAUACUCUGAAAGAAGUGACACAAGCUUUAGUCCUGUCACACCUUGAGUACUGCCCUGCCAUUUGGUCAUCUGCUCCCCAUUUUUCUCCCAUGACGUACUUCACCCAAACAAACUGGGCCAUUACACACUUGCCACUAAUAUCCAACACUAUGUGCACACCAACUGACUAGCAUUGUUUACACCCUCCCUGCCAUCUUCUUCCUCGCCUACCACUACCCCACCUGGAAACAGCGCCCCCCAGAGUCCCCCCUCUGGUACUGCACACCAUUCCCAUCGCCACCACUACAGCAAGCUCCCCCUCCCAGCCCAAACAGUUACUACACCCUCCAACUACAGAGUCUCUUUGCCAUUCUGCCAUCUCACCAGGAUCCCGCCACAGGUUCUUCAUUCAAACAAUUACAACUACUGGAUCGUCCCACUCAAAUCCCAUGCAUACAAAACGAAGGACAAGGGCUGUGUCCCAUUUCAGAGACCGCACCGUUGAACGGCACAUAACGGCACAUAACGGCGCAUUUGAAGCGUGCAUGAUGUCAUCACGCAGCGCGAAUGGUGUCCCAUUUGGCACGAAAUGCUAAGCACGCUUAGCAUUUUUCAAGACUUGUUAAAAUUAGGGCCAUGAAGCAUUUGAAGGAACUGUGCUUCAGUAUAGGUUUCACAAACAAGGAGAUACUUCAUCCUCUGGCACAUCAGCAUCACAUUGUCAUAAGUAUAAAGACUUAAAAAAAGAAUAUACGAGAAAUACGUCUUUUCCAUGGGGAAAAAAACUGGUGUACUUGAAGGAAAUCGCUGCUUUUGUGGAGGCAGAAAUGAAUAUGCUGAGGAUAUAUCCGUUUAUGCAGCCGUAAAUAUCCGUGAAUGACAUUGAGCUUUAGUUUAUGACAUGAAUCCAUAUGCCAUAAUAAGGUGUUGGUGUCUCUGCAGGUGUAGGCUACCGCCGGUGUCAAAGACGUGGUGCUCGUCGGAGCUCGACUCCCUCUGGAUCACAAAUGUUGAUCAUCAUCAGUUUGAUUGUUUCUUCAGAAACCACAAAAUCUCUCUGAAUGACCCGCUGAUACAUCCACAGAUAACCCUGCAGAUGACCAGCUUCAGUCAUUUCCCCCUCCACAAAAGCAGCUUUAUGACUUUAUUUACUUUAUGACUUUAUUCUCUUAAAUUUACAACUUAAAUCUCUAAAUCUUAAAAGAAAAAAAAACCUCAAUGUUGUCCUGAUCCUCUGCUGUAGUUUUGUCAGCUUUCUUAUUUCUAAUGUUUUUGAUUGUUGUAGCAGAGCGGAUCAGUUGUCUCUAAAUCUAAAAUGUUUGGUUUGCAGAUUUUAGUGAGUUCAGAGAUCAUGCGCUCAUACAGCCUGAGCUGACUGUCUACAGAACAUGCAAGAAAUCCAAAAACGGCAAAGACGCGCUGUGCCUCCAAGCGAGUCCAGCCUCUCACCUGAAAUGCGCAGCUGUGCAGCGGCAUGCAAAGAAUUCUGGGAUAACAACGGCACGAAAGCAUGCAUAAAUGCACGCUUGAAAAAGGGGUGGGGGCAGUGUGGUUUUGAGACCGAAUUUGAAGCACGCUUAGCAUUUUGUGCCAAACGGGACACCGUUCGUGCCGCCUGAUGACCUUCAAACGCACGCUUCAAAUGCGCUGUUCGACGGUUGCGGUCUCUGAAAUGGGACACAGGAAGGGUACAUAACGGCACAAAACGGCAGUGUGCUCAGCUAAGCGCGCUUAUCCCGAUGCGGUCUCUGAAAUGAGACACAGCCAAGAAAUCAAACAAACCUCUGCUGCCUUCCUCUUGCCUCACUUCCCACCCCACAGCCCCCUCCCCGGAAGAUGGCCCUUCAAAACACCCGCUCCCUCAACAACAAAGGACACAUCCUGGCUGACUUCUUAACAGACAACAACCUGGACUUCCUCUGCCUCACUGAAACCUGGCACAACCAUCUCGACCUCUUUCCACUCAACCAAGCCACGCCCCCCGGUUACUCCUACCUGCACCAACCCCGCCUCACUGGAUGAGGCGAUGGCGUAGCAUUUAUCCACAAACAGACCCUCAAGACCACCCCCAUCCCCACCCCGUCUGUUCACUCAUUUGAAAAUAUUUCCGUCAGACUCCCCGGCCCCACCCCUCUGGUCAUUGUCACCAUCUACCGCCCUCCAAAGCUCCACCCAUCAUUCCUCUCUGAUUUCUCUGACUUUGUCACCCACCUAAGUACCAUCUCAUCCUCUGUCCUGCUGCUUGGAGACUUCAAUUUUCACAUCGACAACCCCACCUGCAAACAAGCCUCAGAUUUCCUGGUUCUACUCAACCUCACCCAGCAUGUACACUCCCCCACCCACUCCCACGGCCACACCCUCGACCUCGUCUGCUCCACCGGCAUCUCCAUCCACCAUCAACCUCUACAUAUCUGACCACCUGGCUGUCACUUUCAGCGUUGAACCCCCCCCCCCCACAGCCUCAGGACCUCUCUGCUUCCCAUAUUUGCCACCCUCACUGCAUCCCCUCCCCUCCAACUACUACAAUAACACUAUCCUCCCGCCUGGACCAGUUCGCACCCCUCAAAACAAGAACAGUUUCUACCACAAAACCGUCUCACCGUCCAUCUCCAAGCCUACACCGACCAUCUCCACCUGUACAGAACAGCCCUCAACUCCGCCCACUCUUCCUUUUACUCCAAACUCAUCCACUCUGGCUCCAGUACCCAAAAGGCUCUUUUCUCCACAGUCAAUAUACUGCUCCACCCCAUAGACAGCAUCUCCGUCACCUUCACCCGGAAAAGUGCAACUCAUUCCUCUCCUCUUUUCAAUCCAAAAUCAACACAAUCUACAACUCCCUUCCCCCACCCUCCAUUCCCUGCUCCUCCCCCGCUCCCCUCAUCCCAUCAGCACUCUCCCGCUUCUCACCUGUUUCACCGACGUGACCAACAUCAUCUGCUCCAUGUCAUCAUCCACCUGCAUCCUGGAUCCCAUCCCAUCCUCCCUCAUCAAGCACUGCCUCCCCGUCAUCUCUCCCAUCAUCACACAGAUCAUCAACUCCUCCCGCUACUGUUCCCCCUUCACUCAAACUGGCCGCUGUCACCCCCAUCCUCAAAAAACCUGGACUCAACCCUGACGACAUCAGUAACUUCCGGCCCAUCUCCAACCUCCCUUUCCUGUCAAAAAUCCUUGAACGUGUCAUUGCAUCACAAAUCAAAGCCCACCUCAACAAUAACAAUCUUUACGAACAGUUUCAAUCAGGAUUCCGCACCCACCACAGCACCAAAACUGCCCUCAUUAAAGUCACAAACGACCUCCUCAUUUCUGCUGACUCCGGCCAACUCUCCAUCCUCAUCCUCCUUGACCUCUCCGCCGCUUUUGACACCAUCAACCACGCCAUCCUCCUGUCCCGCCUACACUCCCUCCUCAAUAUCACAGACACCGCUCUCAAGUGGAUCCACUCAUAUCUCACAGACCGGAAUCACUUCAUCCACAUCAACAACUGCUCCUCCACAACUGCCCCAGUGCCCCAAGGUGUCCCCUAGGAUUCGGUGCUUGGUCCCCUCCUCUUCAUCAUCUACCUCCUCCCUCUUGGCCACAUCCUCCGUCAACACAAUCUCCACUUCCACUGCUAUGCUGAUGACAUUCAAUUGUACAUCUCUUCCACCUCCAUCAUCCCCCUAACCCAAUGCUCCCUCUCAAACUGCCUCUCUGAUAUCAAACACUGGAUGGACAGCAACCUUCUCAAGCUCAACUACGACAAAACAGAUCUCCUCAUCAUCGGCCCAAAAUCCCUCACCUCCACAAUCACAGACUUUCAUCUCUCCAUUGACAACUCCAUCCUCUCCCCCUCCCCCCACUGUCGCAACCUUGGUAUUCUCUUUGACAGCAACCUCUCCUUCACCCACCACAUCAAGCAAAUCACCAAAACAGCCUACUACCACCUCAAAAACAUUGCCCGCCUCCGCCCCUCCCUCUCCUACUCUGCAGCUGAAACCCUCAUACAUGCAUUCAUUUUAUCCCAUCCAGACUAUUGUAACAGUCUCCUCCAUGGCAAUACCUCCACUCUCCUCAAUAAACUUCAGCUCAUCCAAAACUCUGCCGCCCGCCUCCUCACCCAUACACGCUCCCACCAACACAUCACCUCCGUCCUCCAGAACCUUUACUGGCUCCCUAAUCCUCCUUCUCACCCACAAAGCACUCCACAACCAGGCCCCCCCCACCUGCAAGAUCUUCUCCACCCCUACAUCCUCCCCCACACCCUUCGCCCCGCCGACGCAACCUCCUCACAGUCCUCUGUCCCCCCCGAACCUGGGGAGACAGAGCCCUCUCAGUCGCCGCCCCCACCCUCUGGAACUCACUCCCACUUGACCUCACUUACCUGAUUUUACUUGAUUUUAUUUGAUAUUGAUGUAUAUUUUAUUGUAUAUUGUUGUAUGUUUUAUUGCUCUUGCUUUUAUUCAUGUACAGCGUCUUUGAGUUCGUGAAAAGCGCUUUACAAAUAAAAUGUAUUAUUAUUAUUAUUAUUGUUAACACUUGACGAGAUUAAGCCUGUAGUAAUCCACAGAGGCACAAAACUCAUGUAUAGUACGUGAUUCUGUCUUAUUUCAAAUGGAUUCCUUCUGUUAUUCACUUGUAACACCUUUUUUUCUUAUUUUUAUUUGAUUAUUUUGUAGAUAAGUAAUUGUAAAAUCGUUAAACGAAUGUUUAUGUAAUGUUUUUAUUUUCUGUGUUGGACCCCAGGAAGAGUAGCUUUGUCCUGACAAAAGCUAAUGAGGACCAAUAACGAUAAACAAUAAACAAUACCAUUGAGCCAGAAUGGUAUACUUUGGAACAUGGCCGUCAUGUAGGGACACCAGUGACUCCGCCUUGAGCCAUGUAGCCUUUCUUACAGAUAUUUAUGACGGAGGUCACUGUCUCAGUCUGAACAUGAAUAACAACAUGAAUUAGAAAACAGGAUCUUAACACAUGAGACACACCCACAUGCACACACUAAUUGGAGCCCCCUCCCCUCCUCUUCUGCAGGUCCCAGACGGGGUGACUGUUCUGAUGAGUGCGUCCCGGAGCUCAUACUCCAAACAGGACCGGGUCUUCCAGUUCUCCAUGGAGUUCCCGGUCCCAUCCUACCUGGUGGCAUUAGUGGCGGGGGAGCUGCAGCACGUGGACGUGGGGCCACGGUGUGUCCUGAUUUUGUUACUGAUCAUUCUGACAGUAGAGGCAAUUGUUCUGUAUUUGAUAAUAUUUACUUCAGUACCUGCAGAGUAUUUUGAAAUUCCUGUGUGUGCUUUAAUUUCUUUUUGUUUUUUUGUACAUGAGAUUAAAAGUAUUUUUUGUUUAUUUUUAGAAGUAUUUGUCGUAUCAUUUAUCCUUUACUUGGAACCUCAUUCACAGUUUAUUUUUGUGUUUUUCUGUGUAAUACUUCCAUAAUGGGAAGUAUUUUUUAACCUCAUAUGCAGUACUUUUUCUACUUCAUCAGUAGAAUUAUGUAACUUUAUAAAAAGUUUAUUUUUAAUCUUUUGUGCAGUGUUUUAAAACUUAAUUGUGGUAUUUGUUUCACCGUAUUUGUAGAAUUUGUGAGCUAAAUAGAAAUGUUGCGUGAAGUAUUUGAAGUUGUAUGAAUAGUGUUUGAAACCUUAUUUGCUGUGUUGUUGCAAAUUGUAGUAUAUUUAAUUCUAUUUGUAGUUUUUCAUUCUUCUUUAGCAGUAUUUUUUUAACCUUCUGGUUACCUUUGACCAUUAUUUGUAGUCCUUUUAUGUGCAGUAUUUCUGACCUGUUAUGUCGUGUUUUUAACCCUACAGCUGUAUUUUUACUUUAAAGUAUUUUUAUCCUUAUAUUUACUUAGUGUGUAAUACUUCUUAUCAUUAUGUAUAUUUUUUCCAUUAAUGUAGUAUUCUAAACCCAAUAUUCAGUAUUUUAAACCUUGUUUGUAGUUUUUUUUUACUUUAUAAGUAGUAUUUUUAUACUUGUGUGUAUUUUGCUACAUGAUGUCUUUUUGUCUGUGCCUUCAGGAGUCGUGUGUGGGCAGAGCCAUGUCUGCUGUCCUGUGCAGUGAAGAAGCUAGGGGGCAGUGUGGAGCGCUGGCUGGGUGUAGCUGAAGGGCUGUUUGGACCAUACCUGUGGGGCAGGUGAGCUCAGACCCAGCAGGUGUCUCUGUGAUUUGAUAACCAAUAAAACUGAAGUACUGAUCAUAACUCCGCCCUCUCAGGUGUGACAUUGUGUUCCUUCCCCCUUCCUUCCCCAUCGUUGCCAUGGAGAACCCCUGCCUCACCUUCAUCAUUGCCUCCAUCUUGGAAAGCAGUGAGUUUCUGCUCAUUGACGUCAUCCAUGAAAUCGCCCACGGCUGGUUUGGCAACGCUGUCACCAAUGCCACCUGGGAGGAGAUGUGGCUGAGCGAAGGGCUUGCCACCUAUGCCCAGCGCCGCAUCACCACUGAGGCCUACGGUCAGAGUGCUACCAAAUAAAUACUACGACUAAUACCCCAACCACUGUUACUUUGACUGCUGUGACCCAGGCCAGGGGCCAGUUUAUACUGAGGCCUGUGGUCUGUUAGGUGAGUUAUCAGACAGGUUUAUCCCCCCCCCCUGCAGGUGAGGCGUUCACCUGUCUGGAAACUGCAGUGCGGUUGGACGCCCUGCACAGACAGCUGCGUCUCCUCGGGGACAACAACCCUGUGAGCAAACUGCAGGUCAAGUUUGAGCCAGGUAACAAGAGCACUUACACACUCUAGGUCUAUGUACUAUGAGACCACUCCUCCAGGUCAGUGACAUCACUGUUCUCUGUCACCUGUCCAGGUGUGAACCCCAGCACCCUGAUGAACCUGUUCACCUAUGAGAAAGGUUUUUGCUUCGUCUCCUACCUGUCACAGCUCAGUGGGGACGUCAGACGCUUUGACUGUUUUCUCAGGGUCAGAACAAACAAACACACACACACACACACACACACACACACACUACUGCAUCCAAUUAAGCUGCAGGUGAAACACAACAUACAUGACACAUAUAAAGAUCCACAAAGCUACAGUCCUCUACAUCUCCAGACUAUGGAUCAAAUGUCUGACAACCAAAUUUAACAUCCCCGGCUCCAUCAGAGUAUCGACACUACAGUAAGUGAUGAUAAAAACAGACUCUGAUCAUUUUGAAUACAUAAGGAAUCUGAUUAUUUUAAAUUAGAUUUUUGUAAAAAGUUGUUACAGAGGGAAAAUCAAACAAGUAAAAAGUAGUUGUAGGAUAAAAGCAUAAAAAGGGAGCUCCCUGACAUUAAGAUUAAAAAGGCCCUAUAAACUUGUCAGUGUUAGAAAGUGAGGAUAAAUGAGAGAGUGUGGUAGUUAUGGCGAUGAGUAAGAUUAGAGGAAAUUAUAGAAGGUUGAGUAAAAACGCAAAUUUGAACCUCGAGCAAGAUAACAAGCCAGUAAAGCUAACGUGCAGGACAGCCAAACUAGCAAGAGCCAACAUAGCUACCUGAAGAGCUAGCGGAGUCAACAGGUGAUACAGUGACAACCAAGCAAGUGAAGUGACCACUUCAAGAGGGGAAAGAAACACAACCAUCUGCUAAAACUAUGGCAGACCUGGAUAUAGUCUUGCAGGGGAUAAGGGAGUUUGGUGGGGAAAACUUUCAAAACCUGGAAGAAAUCAAAGAUGACAUUAAGAAGACAAACAGCAGAAUAGAUUAUGCUAAAAAGUGAAUCUUGAAAACAGAGGAGCGUACUCAGAACCUAGAGGAAGCUACGUUGGAGCUUAUGAAGUUGCAGAAGCAGGUGGACACCAGAAUGACAGACUUGGGAUGUAGGAGGAUGGAGAAUGUCCAGAUCCAUGAGGUAAAGGAGGAAGCGGAAGGUGAUUAGGAAAACUGAGGCGAAAAACAUGACUUUUGUGUUGUUUUUGUUGAGACUGCAGAAUUUAUACGGGUUUUUAGUUAAAAGGUGCCUCACAAGGUAAAUACGUCAGGGCAGCACUUAAAGCUGUUGUGGACUUAUGAACUAUGCUGAAACGGGCAGCCAGGGGCCCCUGCCCCUAGGGCGCAUAGGUUAUCCCUCAGAGCUAAAUGAACAUCAGAGUUCAGAAAAGGUCUAUAAAAAGACCUCAUGUAAGGAAGUUUGUUUAGUAUCUUGUUUGAAGAUAUUUAUGUUACACUUUUGUCACAUGUUGUUCAGUGUUCAUUAUUGUUUUUUUGUAGCAAAAGGGGGAAAUGUGAAGGAGAGGAUAGGAGAGAGAAACAAGACAAGAGAAUGCAGAUCAACGACUACAUCCAAAAACUGCAUUAAAGUAGCCUCAAUAAUGUAAGUGGUGUACUCAACCCAACCAAAAGGAGUAAGAUAGUGUCAGAGAUGGAAAAAGACGGGGUUGGGUUGAUAUUUUUACAGGAGACCCACCUAACAGAGAGGGAACAGCCAAACCCUAAGAGAAAUGGUUACAGCCAAAUAUUUUCUGCCUCCUACAAAACAGCACACUAGAGAAGGGUGGCUAUUUUAAUGUCAGGGAAGAACUCAUUUAAAAAAAUUGUUGGUGACAGGGGACAAAUAGGGUAGGUAUAUCAUGGUCAAGGGGAAACUAGAAGGUUAGGCAGUGACUUUACUCAACAUCUAUGCUCCCCCAGACUCAGAUUGGAGGUUCUACAGACAGAUGUUUGAUUCGAUAACAUCAGAGGCAAAAGGUAUUUUGAUUGCUGGAGGUGAUCUGAACCAAAGGCUUAACUCAGAGCUAGACUCCUCAGGAGGUGGAAUACAAAACAGUGCUGUUAGUAAAAAAAAAAUUGAUUAUUUCUUGAUGUAUGAUUAAGAUAGGUAUAGGGUAAAAAGAUGCGACAUAGGAGUAAUGGACCUAUCAGAUCCCAGCCCUCUUUAUCUAACAGUACGUCUGGUGAGUGAGGAAAAAGCAACAAUCUGGAGGUUGAACUCAAAUAUAUUAAAAGGACACAUGAAGGAGGAAAUAGUGAAGGAACUCAAGACUUACAUAGAGAAUGAUGAUAGUAUAAGGCCGUGAUGAGAGGACAGAUAAUAGCCAAAUCAGCGUAUUCACGAAGAUAAGACUGUUAAGACUUGACACAAUAAAAUCUGAUCUGAAAAAGCUAGAAAGAACACACAAAUAAGAUAAUAUAAGAGCAACUUUAUUUAUUACCAAGGGGAAAUUUAAUAAUUAAAAUAAAAUAAAAUCAGGAAAUAAAGACAAGAGCAGAGAUAAAUGUAUAUGCAGUAGAUAAAAAAAAAUACUGUUCACUAAAUAAAGAUAUUAUGUAGUGGGGGCAAAUCAACAAAAUUGCUGGCAUAUAAACUUAAAAAACAGCAGGCAAAAAACAAUAUUUUUGGGAUAAGGGACUCACAUACAAGAUGACAGUGGACAAUAUAGGGGAAAUUCAAAGUGCUUUUAAACUUAUAAAAAUCUAUACACUCAAAUGAAAGCUAGUAAUAAAACCUGGAUGGAUCCAUUUUUAGAGAACUUCAGUUUACUAAGAUUAACAGAAGAACAGAGUCAGACUUUGUUUUUGCAGAAAACAGAUGAGGAAAUAAGUAAGGCAAUCUCAAAUCUUAAAGCUGGCAAGUCCCCAGGUGCAGAUGUAUACUCUGCAGAAUGGUAUUGAUCACUUAAGGCAACAUGAAUCAUUAAACUUGUGCCAUCCUGAGGGCAUUUUACAAAACUGGCCCAUGACCGGUCCGGUUUUCUGGACUGCACAUUUUGACAAUGCUGUUAAUACUAUUCUUCUCCUUUACUGACAGUCCAUAAAACCAGCAAAUAAAAGUAAAAGUUAAAAGAGUUUCAAUAUAUGAAUGAUAAAAAACUACACAAAAUGUUCUUAGAAACAUUAAAAGAACUCAGCUUACGUGACAGGUAUAUCCUUUGUUGACCCCUUUUCACAAUUGACUCUGAAUUCAUGUUAAAUUUAAGUUUGGAAUCAAACAUACAGUAACUCACAAAAGUGAGUACACCCCUGACAUUUCUGCAAAUAUUUAAUUAUACCUUUUCAUGGGACAACACUGGAGAGAUGACACUUUGAUACAAUUUACAGUUGUCAGUGUACAGCUUGUGUAACCGUGUAAAUUUAUUGUUUCCUCAAAAUAACUCAACACACAGCCGUUAAUGUGUACACCCCUGGCAACAACAGUUAGUACACCACUUAGUGAAAAUGUCCAAAUAAGGCCCAAAGUGUCAAUAUUUUGUGUGGCCACCAUUAUUUUCCAGCACUCUCUUGGGCAUGGAGUUCACCAGAGCUUCACAGGUUGCCACUGAAAUCUUCUUUCACUCCUCCAUGAUGACAUCACAGAGCUGAGUGGAUUUUAGAGACCUUAUGCUCCUUUACCUACCCUUUGAGAAUGCCCCACAGAUCCUUAAUAGAGUUUCGGUCUGGAGACCUUGCUUGGCCAGUCCCUCACCUUUACCCUCAGCUUCUUUAGCUGAGGGUAAAGGCAGUGGUUGUCUUGGAGGUGUGUCUGGGGUUGUAUCAUGUUGGAGUACUGCCCUGAAUACUGCCCUGCAGCCCAGUUUCUUAAGGGAGGGGACAAUGUUCUGCUUCAGUUUGUCACAGUACAUGGUGGCAUUCAUAAUUCCCUCAAUGAACUGCAGCCCCGUAGUGCCAGCAGCACUCAUGCAGCCCCAGACCGUGACACUCCCACCACCAUGCAUGUAGGCAGGACACACUUAUCUUAGUACUCCUCACCUGGUUACCGCCACACACUAUGGACACCAUCUGAACCAAACAAGGUUGGUUUUCUUGGUCUCAUCAGACCACAGGACAUGGUUUCAGUAAUCCACGUCUUUAGUCUGUUCGUCUUUAGCAAACUGUUUGAUGUUUGAUGCAGUGUGUGCCGUAUGGUCUGAGCAUUGACAGGCUAAGCCCCCCACCCCUUCAACCUCUGCAGCAAUGCUGGCAGCACUCAAACAUCUAUUUUCCAAAGACAACCACUGGAUAUGACACUAAGCACAUGCACUCAACUUCUUAGGACCACCAUGGACCUAAGAAGGAUCCCACGAAAAGAUAUAAUUAAAUAUUUGCAGAAAUGUGAAGGGUGUAGUCACUUUUGUGAGAUACUGUAGUUUCUAGGUUUCUAGGUAUUUAUAUGUUUCCACAAUCUCAACAUCAUCUCCAUGGAUGCUGCUGGCUUAGGGUGAUUCUUCCUGAAAUUAAUCACUUACACCUUAGUUUUGGUUAUACAGGCCCUUUAUAAUACACUGAGUCUUUCAAAAUUUAAGAAUAAGAACAUGGCUGUUGUCAGGGUUGCUCAGAGAGUCCUCUUCUUUUUGCCAUUUUUCUGGAACCCUCAAGCUAUUGAAUAAAACAGAAUAAAAAUAUAACAGGCACCCAUGAUAACCUUUACAGAUUAUGGUCACCUUUCAGGCUAUAGAAAAUAGACAAAAAACUCAGGUUAUCACUUUAAACUAUCGACCACGGCAAGCGAUUAGGGACAAGUACAAGUUUAACUAGGAAUCAGAAUCAAUAGAAUAUUUGGGAGUUAAUCUACCUCAGGAUUUAAGGCAAUUAAAUUCCAUCAACUAUGAUCCGUUGCUCAAUAGAAUUAAUAUAGAAUAAAGAAUAGAAUUUGAUAUUAAGCAGAGGGAAUCUGAUACCUUAUAUGGGCAUUAUGCUAAGAAUGAAGGUGAUAAAAAUGUGUUGCAAAGGCUUCUGUACUUGUUUCAGAGUCUACUGGUGGAGGUAACACAUCAUGAGUUCAGGGAAUGGGAUAUAAUGAUCUCUAGAUAUAUCUAGCAGGGGCGGAGACCUACCUAAAAACAAAAGAGGACUCUUCAGGCACACCCCUCCCCACAUCCGGGGGGGGGGGGGGGGGCACUUUUUGAGCGGAGCGUCAUCGCUCCGAGUCUCCCGCCCAGCCAAAAACGUCUGCGUACAACGCUACUGCGCAGCUCUGGUUUCAAGAAAGUGGAGAAAAACACGGAAUUACCAAGAGCUUUUUGGCUUCAAAUCCGUAUACAGGCGGAAGGCGGAACCAGGCUGUCCAUCUUAUAUACAGUCUAUGGUUUAAAGGCUAGCUGUAUGAAAUUUUGGCACUAUUUUUUUUUUCUUAUUUCCUUAAUUCCAAAAGCCUGUGUACUGGAAGUGUUUAGAAUAGGAGAUUUGCAUCACACUGACACCUGUUACCCUUGUGGCCACAUGUGGCCAAUUGACUCCCAUUAUAACCACAUAUUUGUCAUACGCUAUAAUCCUAACAUAUUUCAAUGCUUUUUCUAUUUAUACCUAAUAGAUCUAAGCUUUUAUCUUCAAAAUUUAGGGAAAAUAUGUUUUACGUGUAAUGACCCCCUUAACAACCAGAGGCCAUUACAUAAAGUUUUGGGGAAAUUUCAGUGAAGGCCUGGGUUUCUUACCUCGCAAAAUGCAUAGAAAUAACAAAGCUAAACACCAUAAAAUGGCCUUGGUAUAUUAGCAGUGAUAUAAAAUAGUGGUUUGAAUAUGAAUGAGGAAAAAAAAAUAUCAACAGAGCCCUUUUGACCUGGGAUUUUUGAUUUUCCUCUAAAGGGUCCAUCUGUAAGGGAAUAAUCAGCCCUCCGGACUCUCAGAUGAAUCCUCUAAAUUCACCUCAGAAACAUGCUUCUCAUUCUCCUCAGAGUACUGCAAGAUACACACACACACACACACACACACACACACACACACACACACACACACACACACACACAGAUUCAGUUUUUACGCACCUGCAAAAACAUGCUAUUUACAUAUUCGACAGGAAUGCAGAGGCUUCCUUUUGCCCAAGAAAAAAUUAAAUUUCAAACAUAACUUGGCUGGUCAUUUCUCCAAAAGACGACCAUGAAGCGCCAUCUAAACCUGAAGCAGGCAGUUGCUGCAUGUGUACAGUCCCCUGAGGGGAGUGAGGUGACUGCUUCUGAGGAGAACAUGAGCAGUGAAGAUUCACCUUGGAGCCAGGACAGGGACGUGCACAUGAUUAUACAGGGGCAGGGGCUAAAAUUUUUUUCCAGUCCGUUAUACUAUAUGGAAAUUAAUGUAAAAUUAAAAAACAAAGUACUAAUAGAAAGCUAACGACUGUCCUGUGUAGGUGAAAGUGAUAUGCAAUUGCCAUUUCUUUUGUGUCAACAAACUAUUGUCAACAUGACAUGAUCAAGAUAGUAACAUUUCAAACACAGAUUACCUACAUGCUGAAAUUACUAUCUAUCUAUCUAUCUAUCUAUCUAUCUAUCUAUCUAUCUAUCUAUCUAUCUAUCUAUCUAUCUAUCUACUUUGUUUCCGACCCAAUAAGUCCAUGUCAUACAAAAAGAUUAUCAUUAUUAUUAUUAUUGUUCUUAUUAUAAUUAUUAUAAUUAUAAUUAUUAUUAUUAAUUUGUUAGCCCACACAACAGUAGCAAAGUCACAAUAAACUUUGUAUCUAAACCUGGAACCUGUACUUCAGACCUGUAGUGAGGAAAAUGUGAUCCUCCAUAAACACGAUGCAUUCUGUUUUGACAAUAAACCUAGUGUUUUAUUUUCUAUUUUGUACAGGAUUUCCUGUCUGACAUGAUCUGCUCUGUGCUGACUUGAUGCACCGUGCUCUCUCUCUGGUGGCUCUGUGACAGAGUGGAGCCACCAGAGACAGAGAAGUGGCAGGUUCAUCUCACACAAAAACCUGUAUUACAAGAAAAUGGGUAAGGUAGAAUACCGUGGAGUUUUUAUACCACCGUUUUGUUUUGUUUUUACAUCCCUAACAGGAAUUAAUUAAUGUUAUAAAAAAAAAAAAAAGAGGGCACCUUUUAAUACAGGGCAUAAAGGGCAGGGGCUCAAGCACCCCUAGGGCUCUAUGUGUGUGCAUGAGCCAGGAGGAUUCAGGACAGGGAUAAUGCAAUUUGAGAAUGGGAAACAAAGAGGAGAAGGAGAAGUUUGAAUCUCUCAUGUGCCAAAAAUUAUUAUGCAUUAAAAUCAAUAUCUUGAUCAAAAAUCUUUAUCAAAAAUAUUUCACUUUGCAUCUCAUUUCUGGAAAUAUUACAUAUUUUGUGUUUUUCCCAUAAAAAAAAUCAGGGGUUCUCACGACAAAAGGCACUAAAAACCUAAAAAAAUAUAAAAACAUUAUAAUAAACUUUAUAUCUAUGGAUAGGUCUGGAGUUGUUGACAAGAUAUAAUGCUUUAAAGUAAAAAAAAAAAUUAUGAAUGUAUAAUGUUUUUACUGCACUUUUAUUAGACCGGCCACUUGUGGCCACAAGGUUAAUAAGUGAUAGUUUAUACUGAAAACUGUCAUCAUGCAAAAAAUAAUUAUGCAUUAAAAUCAAUAUUUUUAUCAAUUAUUGACAUGGUCAGGGCUGUUAUGUCUUUAUCAAAAAUCUUUGCCCCUCAUUUCUGGAAAUAUUGCAUAUUUUGUGUUUGUUCCAUUAAAAAAAUCAGGGGCUCUUAAGACAAAAGACACUAAAAACUAAGGCUGCACGAUAUUGGAAAAAACUAACAUUGCGAUUUUUUUCAACCCUGCGAUAUAUACUGCGAUAUUAAAAAAUACAGGAAUUUUCACCAGAUGACCUGAAUAGCACUUUAUGUUGUGCUGCACUGCUGAAAUCUUGAGGACAGUUAACCUGCACUGAUCUUACCUCUUUUUGUGAAUGUUAGUAGAAUGGCUUCUGUCUGUCUAAGAGAUAUUUUUAGCUUUUAUUGUUCUGGGACGUUAUUGUGGAAACAGAUGAACACAGAAGACGUGUUUUGGUCGACAUUAUCCAUCUUGUAACCGAAAUAAUUCCAGAUAACUGACUUUCCUUUUCUUUUUGGCAACAAGUCAUCUUCCUUGGUUUUCUCUGUGUGUUGCUCAGUUUGCGAUCGUUGUUGUUGUUAUUAACGGGGUUGUGCUGAGAAACGCAUGUCCUCUGAGAAUUGCAUGCACCUCACAAAACGCGCACUGCUUAUAGUAGAGUGGUCCACGGAAAUGUACAAUUUAAAACCCAUACAGUUCUUAUUUGUUGGGCUAAACAGUGAUGAAGAAUGUUCCGAAAGUAAUUCUCAGCGGACAAGCGUUUCUCGGCUCAACUCCGGUAGCGCCAGCGACUCCCUCCAUGUGCAGAGGUGGGUUUCCUCCUCUCUGAUUUUGAUUGACAGCUGGCAGGGUAGUCUGAUUGGCAACUGAGAACUGAGUCUGAUUGGCAACUGAGUAAAGAACGAAGGUGAUUGGUGGAUCGCUGCACAGCACAUGCAGAGUCACAUGCGGUGUAUCUCAGUCAUUUACCCUUGAAAUUAACUGAGUUCAUUCACCUCCGACAUCGCAGGCUCUGCGAUGUGACUAGACCGGCCACUUGUGGCCACAAGGGUAACGGGUGUCAGUAAAUUGUAAGGGGUGCACAAGGGUUAAGGAAGAUACUAACCCAUGAUUGGCUUUGUCAUUCAAGCUUUGGUUUGCAUUAAUCACAAAAAAUGAUUUGAGAAGACAAAGUGGAUUAUUAAAAUGUAUUGGAUAUUCUGAAUUCAUUCCAACAGUUCAACAGAACAGAUAAGGAUUUUGGGAAACCCUGGGAAAAAUUGGGGACCUUUGCUAUUCUGGGAGCUUUUAGGAAAGAAGAUGAAAAGUUUUAAAGAGAUAAAAGACCAAUUUAGUCUGACAAAUCAGGAUCAAUACAGGUACUUGAAAUUAAUGUAUUAUUUAGCGCAAACACUAAAGGGAACAAUAAGAGGGGAGGGUUAGCAGUUAGCAAAGCUCGGUAAAAAGCUCAUUUUAAAACUAUAUAAGGGGGUGGAAGACUUACAGGGGAUGACAUGGUGUAUAUUAAAGGGAGAUGGGAGAGGGAGGCAAAUAUUGUCAUAUCAGUGGAUGAAUGGAAAGAGAUAAACGAAUAGCAGUGGAGAACAACCUAGUCCCUAACACUGUAACACUGUAUCACACACUAUAAUCCAGACUGUUUACUUGCUGAGACACACACAGAGACUGUUUUAGUAAUUUAGAUCCAAACUAUGAACAAACACUGUCUAAACAUGACCACUCCUCUGGCACACAAGGUGCUUCAGGUACUGUACCUGAGUCUGAUCACCUGUGUGAUUGUGUGUGUGUGUGUGUGUGUGUGUGUGUGUGUGUGUGUGUGUGUGUGUGUGUGUGUGUGUGUGUGUUUACAGGAUUACAUCUCAGAGUUUAAGUUUAAGAGCGUGCUGGCUCAGGACCUCAUCAACUACUUCCUGUGUUAUUUCCCUGAGCUGAAGGAUGCUGCUGUCGCUAACAGAGAGGGUGAGAAGGGGAGGGAGGGGGUGAUGGUGGGGGUUCAGUCUGGGGAAUAAUCCUUCAGAGAUGUUUGACUUUAGCACUAAUAACACUCGGAUACUAUGGGGUCAAAGAUCACUCUUGCAGUAUCUUUACUCAGGUGUGCUGCUGGUGUCAAAGGUAAACACACUGACAGUGAGUCUCUCAGACUGACACAAAAGCGUAACAUCACUGUUAUGUCAUCAGAACAGAGUUAAUCUAGAGCGAGGGUUCUCAACCUUUUGCGGGCUGGGCCCCCUCAAAGGUGGUUCAAUGCAGUUGAGCCCCCAUUUCCUGAAUUGUGUCUGCUCGAGUACUCAGCACACCCCCUAACACACUCGCACGGCACAUCAUCCUCAUGUACGCCAGAGCCCAGAGUGACAGAGAAACGAGCCAGGAGACAGAGUGAGAGUGAGUGGUACUAAGUGGAGAAAAUAUGAACUAAAAAAAAAUGUUUCAACCCAAACCCUGUUCUUUUAAUCAUAGUUUAAAAAUUUAAGUUAUUCAAAGAAUUUAAGUUAUUCAAAAUUUUUAUGUGAACUGUGUUUAUCAAAAUUUUACUGUUGCUAAUGCAUAAUGUUAUAAGAAAUGUACAGGGUUUCCCUUACAUGUAAUCGUGGCGCACAGCCACAACAAAAUAAAAGUGGCCACACUUUCAAAUUGAUAGUUUUUUUAACCUGGCGCUACCUGGGACUCAGCCAACCAAAAUUAUUUGUAAUCUUACUUUUGAAAUGUAAUCCUACAUGAUCUGGUUUAGGAGUUGAAUUGUGCAUGCAAUGAAGUUAUUUCCUUGCACUUACACUCUUAAAUUGAUUUCUAAUUGAUUUUUAUAUAACUGAUUUUUUUUUUUUAACUGUAUACCUGUUGUGAAGCACAUUGAGUCUGCCUUGUGCAUGAAAUGCGCUUUAUAAAUAAAGUUGAAUUAAAAUUGAAUUUAAUCGGUUUCAAUACUAUGUCGGUUUUUCAACUGUACAGUCUAUGAAUAAGGUCAUGUGCAAGCCUGAAGUGAAGAGACCCAUCCAAUGUGGCAGCAAUGCUGGAUUACGCUCCAACAAGUAAUGAGGCGUUUUACGUAUACCCCCUAACCCCUGAGUUUAAAUUACUGCUUUUUACAACAGGAGAUAAUGAAUAUUGAGCAGAAAAAGGUUGAAGUUAUUGUUGGUUCAACCCUUCAACACAGUUCAGGUUUCUCAUGUGGCCCUGUGUAAAAAUUAAUUGCCCACCCCUGAGGUAGGCUGUAAUUGGUUGAUAGUCCAAACGCUUGGGACUCUGCUACAUCUCCUUUGUACUAAUAGCCAGUGAGUCUGCACCCUCCCAUGCCUCCCGUCCUGUGUUCACGCCCCCCUGAAGGGUGUUCACGACCCCCCCCCCCCCCCCCCAGGUGUGUGCAAAAGUCACCUGUGACUUCCUGUGUGUGUGUGUGUGUGUCUGUGUGUCUGUGUGUGUGUGUGGGGCAGGUCUGGAGUUUGAGCGCUGGCUAAGCGGCUGUGGACCCCCUCUCUAUGAGCCUAACCUGUCAGCAGGGGGCGCUCUGACCCAGCCUGUUCAGGACCUGUGUGAGCUGUGGAGGUGCAGUGACCCCCCUGACCUUGAAACCCUGAGCCCUUUUGACCUGUUGACCUGGAGUACCUUCCAGAUUGUCCUGUUCCUGGACCGGAUGUUAGACCACGCCCCUCUGCCCCAUGGUACAAAUACUACAUCACAAACACAAAUAUUACUGUAAACAAUUACUGACACACCCCCUGGCCUCAUGUUGUUAUCACAGUACUUAAACUACACCUGGCUCCUGCCCGGUGGUACACACAUUACAAAUAGCAAUGCAGGUACUUCUUUAGAGGGACUUACACUAACACUUACAUACCCCCAGUGUUUGAGUACUAGUGCCUGCCCCUAUGCCCAUCUUUACCAGUACUUUAGCUGUAACAGCCUCAGGGCCAAGGGUGCUCAUGUCCCACAAGUGUAGCCAAUACUUUUCUAAUUCCUACAGCAGUUAUACCAACACACCUGUACUGUGACUACAGCUGUUAUACUUACACACCUGUACUGUUAUUACAGUAGUUAUACUUACAGACCUGUACUGUUAUUACAGCAGUUAUACUAACACACCUGUACUGCAACCACUGCCAUUAUACUGACACAACUGUAUUGUUAUUACAGCAGUUAAACCAUCACACCUGUACUGUUAUUACAACAGUGAUACUAACACACCUGUACUACGACGACAGCCGUUAUACUUACACACCUGUACUGUUAUUACAGCAGUCAUACCAACACACCUGUCGUAGUACUACAGCUGUUAUACUAACACACCUGUACUGUUACAACUGCUGUUAUACUGUGUGUUUCUCUCAUACCUUUGUGUCCCCCUUCUUUACCUGUGUCUUCCCCUCUAUCUUUUACUUGUGUCUCAGGUGUGAUGGAGUGUCUAUCCUCCUGUUACUCGUCCCUCUUUGACUCUAUGAAUGCUGAGGUACAGAUUCGCUGGCUGCAGAUGGUUGUGAGGAACAAUUUUUACCCUGAUCUUCCCCGAGUCCGAGCUUUCCUCUACAAACAUGUAAGACCCUGAACGCACCACGCCUCUGUUGCCUCUGCUGCUGAGGGUGUUCAUACAGAGCUGCACUGGCCAAGGUCAGGCACAUGUGUCAGUACAGGGUUAGAGAAGGUUACUGUUGAGGGGGGCACAAGUGUGAUUCAAAAGCUGUUCAGUCAGAAAUGUAACAGUCCGAGAUGGUAUUGUUACAGGUGUGCCAGGUAAGGCAGAUGUGCUGUUACAGGUAUAGUAUGACAGGUGUCAUGCAGAAGGUUCAUUUAAAGGAUGAGAAGUGUGAUGGGGACGCAGGUGAGGUAAAAUUUGUUCUUAUGUGACAGUGGCUUAAAGUGGGUCAGAUGUGCUGUUACAUGUAAGUCAGGUGUGCCGUUACAGGUGAGUCAGAUGAGUUAGAUGUGCUUUUACAGGUGAGUCAGGCUGUUAGAGGUAAGUUAGAUGAGUUAGAUGUGCUGUUACAGGUGAGUCAGGUUUGAUGUCCUGAGCAGCUUUUUUCUGCAGUCCUGCAGUCUGAUUAAAUUGUUCGAACUUUUCUUACCUGUUCAAUGUCAUCACACCUGUGGUUCUGGUGUCACAUUAAUUCCUCCCUCUCUGCAGACAUCCAGGAUGUAUACAGUACCACUGUAUGAUGACCUGAUUGCCGGGGUGAUGAGGUGUGUUGCUGUGGAGAUUUUUAACCAGACUCAGCACCGCAUGCACCCAAACCUCCGACGGACCCUGCAGCAGAUUGUGUUUCAGAAUGCCACCACCUCAACCAAUCAGAACACUCCUGCCCUAUCCAUCACCCCCCCCUCCCCCUCUGUUUCCCCCCAACCCCAGCCUGCUGCUACUGCAACCACCUCCUCUGUUGCUGGGACAACCCCCACCAUCGCUUUGCGGGACGUCAAUGUCUCUGCCUGAAGUCCGUCUGACCUGUCAGCUGAUGGGGCUGUGAUGGGUUGAUGGCUAAAGGUGAAGGAGCUGAAAAUGACAGCAGGGGUCUUUGUUCCUGAAGGGGUAAUAGGGUGAACUGUUGCUAUGGCGACGCAUUUAGCUUACUCAGCUAAAGAUGUUAAAGUUUGAACACUGUGAAGAGGAGACAAAAGGAGGUUCACUCCAGAGAUUUUCAAAAUAAAGGUCGUGACUUGGGGCUGCUGAAAGAUGACUCAUCAUGUGACUCAUGAUGUAUUUCAUCAUGUGACUGUAACUGUUUUAAAGGGUGACUGCUGAAGCUAUGGUCAGAGGCUAAAACUGUAGCUGCCGGCCCUGAAUCAGUCUGUCUGACAGAUCUUUUCUCCUCAGUGCAAUUUAACCUGCUGAAGUGAAAACUGUUUCUUUACUGUUCGUGUUGGUUUGACCCUAAAUGCGUCAUCAUAUCACUGUAUUCAUCACUUCCUGUUUUAGUUUGACACUGUGACCUCCACAGAUUCAUUUCUGCCUGCAGAAUCUGAGUAUUAAGAUCUGAAGUCUGUGUUUUGAUGUUUAUAUUGUUUUUAUUUUGAUCGGACAUCUGUGCACUGACUCACUGAUGACUCUGCAGAUUUUUGUUCUAAAUCAUUGAAUACGAUGUAAAGAGAGAAGAAACGGAAAUAGACCGCUGACUCAUUCUGACUCUUGUGGCAGAGAUGAUCCUGACCCUGAUCCACCUGCAGCCUCUGUGACUCCUCUCACACCUGUGGCUUAGGUGUGAGCCUUGUUCUUGAUGCGUUCACUGUCUCUGACAGUGUCCAUGUGUUAUUAAACAACAGUAACUCUGACAUGUAGCGAAAGAACAAGCAGCGUUAACUCUACCUCCUGAUCCUGACUGAGUCUGACUUGCCUGCAGACAGGACUCAGGGCUCAAACCCUCACCUGGCAUUUUUAAUGCUGACUCAGCGGGAAACCAGCAGACUUCACCUGAGUGGCCUUAUUGCUGCCUUCACUGCAGCUGGGAACGAAAACAUAUUCUACAGAUUGUGUUCAUGUUUGUCCCUUUAACCUUAAUUCAGAUUGUUUAUACCUGCGGCAAGAAAACAGAGUGUGUCUCCCAACUGUUUCACCUGACUGCUCACCUGAAGCUGAGAGCUUAAAAGGAAAAGACAAAGGGUUUCAAACCUGAUGAGGCUGAUAGUCAGAGUGUCUUUGUCCUCAGACACACUUGAAGACAAAAAACAAGGAAAGAAUGAUGUUAAGUCUUUAUUUACCUACUCACCUCCACCCACUCACCUCCACCUAUCUGACAGUGAAAAUUAUAUAAAGCAAUAUUUCAUUUAAAUAUUCAGGGCACAAAAUAAUAAAUGCUGUUUAAUGGGAAAAUCAGAUAUGUCCUGUAGUUUCCAGCUGUCAGUUAAUGCCUUGGAGUUUUAAAUGAACAUUUAACUUCAAAAUAAAACUUGAAACUACAGUUGGAGUGUACUUAUUCAACAAUCCAUCCAUCCAUUUAUCCAUACAUACCUAUUUAAUGGUUUACAUUUUAAACAAACCAAAACAAAGUUUCAAGCCCUUCAUUUAUUUUUAAAUAUCCCACUAAUGACUGUAAAUGUUAAAUGUCAAACACCUAUUUAAGUUUCUGAAAUUUACCGGAAAAAUGCGCUUGCAAAAUAAGAGCAGUAUUUAUGAUCAACAACAAAAAAUUUAAUUUGAAAACUGAAGUUGAUACAACUAGAAAGUAUCACAGUAUUACUUGGAUGCUGUUAAACUAUCAGUUUUUGACAGCUCUGACCGUCUGAUCACAGUGUCCUGCUUUCACUUUGGGUUUCAAAUGAUGAUCAGUACGUGAAUCCAGUGAAAAUAAAUAAAUAUUUCGAGAAGCCAGAGUAGUGGAGGUAGAAGUGAAGAUACAAGUUGUAGUGGUAAUAAUAGUAAUUGUAGCAGUAAAUCUGGGAUUUUGUUUGAAGAAUUAAAUAAUGCAUAAAUAAUAAGAAUGAUUUUAAAAUGGAAAAAAAAAAUGAAUGAGGAUUAAAAAUCCUCAAGUAUUAGACAAGGUUGAAGGAUUAAAAAGUUUUGAAUCAGUUUGAAUGAGUUUAAAUUUGUCUGAAGAAUUGAUAAUGUAUUAAUAACGGGAAGUAAAAGUACGAGACGCAGUAAAAAAAAAUAUUUCGAGAAGCCAGAGUAGUGGAGGUAGAAGUGAAGAUACAAGUUGUAGUGGUAAUAAUAGUAAUUGUAGCAGUAAAUGUGGGAUUUUGUUUGAAGAAUUAAAUAAUGCAUAAAUAAUACGAAUGAUUUUCAAAUGGAAAAAAAAAAUGAAUGAGGAUUAACAAUCCUCAAGUAUUAGACAAGGUUGAAGGAUUAAAAGGGUUUGAAUCAGUUUGAAUGAGUUUAAAUUUGUCUGAAGAAUUUGAUAAUGUAUUAAUAACGGGAUUACAUUCAAAGUGG